Messenger RNA from Magallana angulata, 6264 nucleotides. RefSeq names its product leucine-rich repeat-containing protein 9-like. The record is from RefSeq and is a predicted model, not a curated record. Bases 217 to 4896 code for a protein of 1559 amino acids. NCBI's taxonomy places the organism in Eukaryota, Metazoa, Mollusca, Bivalvia, Ostreida, Ostreidae. The transcript has 35 exons. Gene Ontology annotation, molecular function: protein binding.
AAGAUGGCGGACACCAUGAUUCGUUAAUGUAAGAAAAGUUGACAAGUGCAUGUUUUAAAUCAUAUCUUCUAUCUGAUGAACAAAAUAACUGUACAAAUAUAUUCCUAAAAACACAGAAACGUUAAGUAAACAUCAGAUGAUAUCAUGGACUUGCUGGACAUCAAUAGACAAUGGCACCAAUUAUUGCCAUAAACGGAAUCAUACCUCGCUCAGGAGAUGUCAAGCAUUGGCAGCCAGUCAUCUGGUAGUCAUGUUGGGGGUGGUGCAACACCAACAUCUGCCCGGUCGGAAAUAGGCUUUGGGGGAAACAAUACACAACCCCCUACUGAAGCAAGCAGACCCAGGACACAGAAGGAAGAAGAUGAAGAAGCAUUCAAAGAACUGUGUGCAAACAAUGGCCUCAACCACAACAAGAUACAGAGCGGGGAGCAGUCGACGGUGGAGGAGCUGGAGAUGUUCUUCUCCGGGUACCCCCGCAUCGUCUACAUGGACAGGUUCCCCUGCCUGCACACCCUGGUCUUCAUGGGACAGAGCAUCAGCAAGAUCGAGGGCCUGACCACACUUACCAGCCUCAGGGAGUUGUGGAUUGGUGAAUGUCAACUCAAAAAAAUAGAGAAUUUGGAGACCUGUUCAAAACUUACAAAACUCUACCUCUAUGGAAAUGAAAUUUCAAAAAUAGAAAAUAUUGGUCAUUUGACUCAUCUAGAGACUUUGUUUUUGAACAACAAUAGCAUUAAGAAUAUAGAAAAUUUGGAAAAACUUAGAAUGCUGAAAACACUGAGCUUAGCAGAAAAUCAAAUAGAUAAAAUAGGACACUGUUUAGAUGCUAAUCAGAGAUUGACAGAUUUGAAUUUGUCAGGAAAUCCAAUAUGUUCUCUCAGAGAGCUGACUCAUUUGAUGCGUCUGCCAGAGCUACAUUCCCUGAGUCUGAAGGACCCCCAGUUCUCCCCCGCCCCGGUCAGUCUGCUGUGUAACUACUCCACCCAUGUCCUCUAUCACCUGCCUAAACUCAGCAAGCUGGACACCUAUGAUGCCAGCAAGAAUGUGUGUGAGCUUGCAGAGGCCACAGUAUUGAAGAAAAAGAUGUAUUACAACAUGAGGGUAAAGACAGUCAAGCGGAAUUUGGCAGAAAUUGUGUCAAAGAUGGAGAUCUAUAAAUCUCGACUGCUCGAAUUUCCACAUGAGCGAUUGCGGAAUCUCAUGAAUUGUAUCAAGGAAGUGCGUAGGGAGUUUGAAGAUUUGAUGCUGGAAACAAUAGAUAUUUCAGUGUUUCAUGACACGGAACCCGAAGACAAUCUUUUGUUGGUUCAGGAUUUAGAGGAGGAGAGUAAACUGCAAAAGUUGGAUGAAAAUGGGAAGUUUACUGCCAAAAUGAAUUGUAUAAAGGAGAGAAUCAAGAUGUGGGAGAAAAAGAUAGCAGAAGUUGGGAGUUAUCAACAGGAGGCUUUACACAGGGUGGAAGUUCAGGCGGAAUCUGUGAUGAGAAGAAUGGCUAUUGAGCUGGAGUCGGGCGGAAAUGUCCGCUUUGAGGAAGGAACAACAUCUGAUGUCUGGUUUUCAUCUUGCCAUGAUUUAGUGCUGUCUCGAUUCUGUGCCACAGACUACAAGGAACAUGGAAUUGCUGGACUCAAAAUCCACCGAAUUCUCCGUGUCCACAACAGGAUGCUGCGGAAACGCUUUGAUGACAAACUGACAGGGAUUGUGGAUAAUACAGAGGGGGAAUACUUUCCAAGCAACAGGAACACCGCCUACAAGAAGCUGCUGGAGUACUUGUUCUGGAUCUGGGACCCCCAGCUACCAGGCGGCUUCCACGAAACCACGCGGGUGUUAGAGGAGGGCUACAUGGAUGCCAUCUCUUACAAGGCUCUGGGUAAGGAUGGAGCUGUCCCCCUGAGUAACAGCCUCAGUCUGGCUGACCGACAUCGAAUCAGCACCCUCACAAAGGAAAGCAGAGAGAAGGAGUACUCCGAUACUUGUCCAUUCAGAUAUGGUCACUUAGUCAUAUCCAAAGUUUUUCUGGGUAAAAGUGUCAAGGCCAUUGAUGAGAGACCAAUUAACAGGUCCAACUAUCCAAAAAUAGAUGCUGUUUUCAAACCUCGCAAGAUGUGCGUUCCUCCAACUGCUCUAGAAAAAUUUCUCAUGGCAGGUGGGGGAGACUCGAUACACAACUGUGAGUGCAGUGCUCGGCAGUGCGAGUGGUACCUGUUUGAUAAUGAGCUAAUUCUACCUGAGUACAUAGUGGAGUUUGAAUAUGUCACGAAGUUUCGGUCAAAGUCACCAUUUGCAACCUUUUGCGACCUUACAUUUGAUAACAAGGAAUCCAAGAUUCCGACCGUGCCCCAUGUGGAUGAUGAUCCGACGGUGGAUGAUGAUGUUCUCGGAAUGGAACCACUUCUAAAGCAGAGACCUCGGUUGACAAUGUUAAGUGAGGAUCUGCUGCUGAAGCAUGUAGGUGUUGAUUCUCUGGAGUCCAUUACUGUCUUAAAUCUCCACAACAAUGGAAUCAGCAAACUGAAGCCGAUCCAGGCCCUGGUUCACCUCAAGCGACUGACGGUCAGCUUCAACGAACUCGGCAGACUGGAUGAGGUCGCCAACAUGGGAAUAGAAUAUCUUGAUGCCAGUUUUAAUCAAAUUUCCACUUUAGAGGGACUGAAAAACAUGGUUAAACUGAAAUUCUUUGACCUAAGUUGGAACAAACUCACUAACACACGAGAAGACCUGUCCAUCUUGAGGAAGCAUGCUUGUAACCUUUUGACCCUUGACCUCAGACACAAUAAUUGGCUUAAGCCACAGAGCAUAAGACUGCGUGUCAUUGGACGAUUGAAGUCACUGACCCUCCUUGACGGGUCGGGUGUGACAGAACUUGAAGCAACAGCUGCUCUGAGGGUUGCUGCUGGGUCUCGGAUUUGUCAGCUGUCCCUCCUGACUCACGCUCGAGUGGACUCACACAAACCUCGCUCACUCAGUCUGAUGCCCACAGCUGAGAUCCUGGAGAAGCAGAGUCACCACCGGCCAGAGAAAAUCAGUGACUCAGACACUCAUUGGUACCUCAAGGUCACCUCUCUGUUUUUGGACAAUCAGCACAUCACUAAGCUGUCUGGCCUUGAGAGGCUGGAAAACCUGAAAUAUGCUUCCUUUAACAAAAACGACAUUACAAAAAUGGAGGGGUUUGACCAUUGUAUGAAGCUACAAGAACUCUCCUUAGAAAACAACUGCAUCAGUAAACUUGAGGGGAUCUCUAAGCUGACCCAGCUGAAAAGACUGUGUCUGGGUAAUAACCUGAUCUCUACCCUGGAGAACACAGGUAUCCAUUACCUGGUACAGCUGACUUACCUGUCCCUGGAGGGAAACAGACUCAGCUCCCUGCUGGGGCUACAGAAAAUGUCCACACUGGUGGAACUGUAUGUGGGGAAUAAUAUCAUCAGCAGUGUCAGGGAAAUCUUCUAUCUCAAAAUGCUGUCCAAUUUGGUGAUACUUGAUCUGUUUGGGAAUCCAGUUGCCAUGGACACAGACAACUACCGACUUUUCAUCAUCUAUCAUCUCAAAAACCUCAAAGCAUUAGAUGGAUCUGCAAUAGAAGCUAUGGAGGGAAAUCUUGCCAAGGAUACCUUUGGUGGUAGACUUACACCAGACUUUGUAGCCGAAAAACUAGGCCACUCCAACUUCCAUGACGUUCGAGAGCUUGACCUUCCAAACUGUAGUAUUCGCAUUGUAGAUUUGGGAAUAGGGGACACGUUCCUCAAUCUUAGAAGUGUGAAUUUAGAACAUAACAACUUGACUUCCUUCAGUGGUCUGAUUCAUUUGCCAAAUAUAAGGGUGCUGUGUUUGAAUCACAAUCAUAUUGAGUGCAUUAUGCCGAAACAGAAACCGGUUAACAAACUCUCCAAGCAGAGUUCCAGUAAGAACCUGGAGUUUUUCUCCAAUGACUCGUCCACUCCAAUCAUGGAGAGCCUUGAGGUGCUACAUUUAGGUUACAAUGGAAUCAAGGACAUGUCCACUCUACAGCUCAGCAGACUCACAUCUCUUAAAGCAUUGUUCCUGCAAGGGAAUGAGAUAUCUAAAGUAGAAGGUAUGGAGGGGCUGCAUGAUCUCAGGGAACUGGUGCUGGACAGGAACAAGAUCAAAAUAAUCACUGAGCUCUCCUUCGCCAAUCAGUGGAACUUACAAGAGCUCCACCUGGAGGAGAACAGAGUAAGGGAGCUAACCUACCUCAACUGUAUGGACAACCUACAGAGGCUUUACAUGGGCUCCAAUCGCGUUCAGGAAAUGGCUGAGAUAGAGAAGUUGGAAGGAUUAAAUAACCUAGCAGAGAUUUCUCUAGUCAACAACCCUGUUGCUAGGCGACACCUUCAUCGUCCGAUUCUGGUCUAUAGGCUGAAGCAGUUGGUGAUAAUUGAUGGAAUCCCAAUUACAGAUGAAGAGAGAGGAAAGGCUGAACUCUACUUCAUGGAUCAACAGGUCCAGACCACACAACCUGCUGCGAGUGACAGUGCACUGCCUGGAAUCAGCCAGAUGAAGACCCAGGUUCCAGUCAAAGUGACCACAAUGCACCUGGGUGCCUCUCCGUUGUGGAAUGGAGGCGUUCUCUAUGACGACAGUGCUCAGGAUGCAAUCCAGAGAGGAAUGAAAAUCUCAACAGGUGGUGGUCGAAGAAGAGGAACUGGGAAGGACCCCACCCCUCCCCCCAAUCAAGGCCUGCUGAAUCGUGCCAACACUAUGGUAUACAACCCCUCAAACACUGGUUACGGGGGCUUCUCCUACACCAGCAACUCGGUAAACUCGGGAGCACGGCCACAGUUCUAUCUAAAUCAAAUCCCCUAUGUUCAGCCUCCCUCGCAGACAGAGUAUGUUGAGUGGUUUUCAAGGAUAAAUCAGGCCAAAAAUAACAGGAGGUGAUUGGAUAUAGCCUGAGAUCACUGAAUAUAGACUGAGGUGAUUUGAUAUAAAUCGAGGUGAUUGGAUAUAAACUGCUUCUGUAACAGGACUGUGAUGCAGCCAUAUUGUGUGUGUUACAUGUCACAAACACAGUGUUUAUCAGUGCUUACCCGAAUUGUUUUCGUUAUUGCAUGGUUACAGUAUUCACUUUUGUUUAAGUCAGUAUAACAGUGUAAAAGAAGCUGUUACCUAUGAAAGAUGUGUUUCAUAUUGUGCCUCAAUAUACUAUGGACUAAACGUGUAAAACCCUUGUAUUUUUUCCCUCCUUUGUCUCUUAAUUCCAGUGCCAUUCCAUAAAUUCAUGAAUCAAACAGUAAAAUUAUAUACCCCUUUAAGGUUCUCAGUACCAUCCUUUUGAAUGGCCAAAAUUCACUUUCAUAAUUUUAUUUGGUGCAAUUUUAGGCUAUAUAUAAAAAAAGAAGUUUUUACCUGUUAGAAAUUAUGAUGCAGACUUGCAUGUGCACAUGUAUGAUAGAAAAUAGAUAGUUUAUCAAAUUUUAUCAUUUCUCAUUCUUCCAUUGCUUUAUUCAUCAUUAUAGCAGUACUGUUAUACUUGGAGUAAAUACAUGUAAUAAACCAUGCAAGGCCAAAGGCUGCCUUGCUGAAGUGUUUGUGAAGGAUGUUCCCUUAUUUUUUAGGGAAUUUUUUUUCUCCAGUGGAAGGUUCAUGACUUCCAAAAUCUUUAGACAAUAAAUCCGUCCAGUACAGAGUUUGCAUGCUAGACAGUGUUUCAUUUAGGUUGAAUAUAGCAGGAUUAGUGCAUUGAUCAGAUUAUUGAUUCUGGGUAAUUGGGCAAUUGGUCUUUAUUUGAAAUCACUAUAAUAGCUAGUCUACAAAAUGUAUAGAUAAGAUAGAUUGAAUAAAUGAUAUUCAGAUCGAGGCUUAUCUCCUCUGUGUGUGUGUGUGAGAGAGAGAGAGAGAGAGAGAGAGAGAGAGAGAGAGAGAGAGAGAGUAUUUUUGUCAGAGAGAAAUUUCAUGAAAGCUGCUUUUAUUUAUGACACAUGUAAUAUUGGUAGAUGGAGAAGUGUACAUGCAGACAAUCCAUUUAUUUUGAAAGAUUAAAAAACUAUAAACAUUUACAUGUAUAUAUUAAAAUAUAGUAUUUUUGUAUAUGUUUAAUAUAUUUAAUACAUAGUUAACUUAUUUUCUUACUUUUUAAAUUUGUUUUUUAAGCAUUCCCUCCAUUUUAUUAAGUGUAAAUAUCUGAUACAUGUACGAUUGAGUUUUGUUUUGUGAUAUUUGGUUUGCUCAAGUUAUAUUAUAUCAAAUACCUAGUACAAUGUAUGUUCAUUAUCAUUAAUGAUAUUAAAAGUGUUUUCAAGACAUGGA